UUUAUACAAUCUAACCUCAACUUGACACGUUUAAAAACAUUCCGUUUUUAUUUGUUUUGUCAAUUUUCGCUAUGCCAUGUCCGUAAUUACAGAGAUUUAUAACAAUAAUAAUUGUAAUCCGGUGUUAGUUGAGUUUCAAAAUGGCAAGUUUAAUCCUGGAGAGGAGCACAAUUUAAAGUCAGGAUUGUAUAAAACUAAGAGUAAUAAAGUUGUUGUGGGCAUAGAAAGCCAAAAAAUAGCAUACACUGGAAUAGUUAGCGAUACCAAAUUGUACAAUGAUUAUAUUGUAAUUCAUAAUAAAAGAACAAAAAAAUGUAGGUUAGUGCCUGUAGACUUUGCUACAUUACAACCACAGUUAAAAAAGAAAAGGGAUUUACUAGAUGUGACUUCGUCAGCUCUAGAUACAUCAAUCUCCGAUCUAAACAAACAGUUUGGUUCUAAAAAAACAAUAAGAAUCACUGAGCAGCAUGAAAGACUUAAAAUGAAUAUUGAUAGUGUUAAAGAGGACCUAGAAAAAACUGUAGCAGAUAUAGAAGUUGAUUUUAGCAAUCAAAAUAAAGAAGAUGAUGAUGGUGUUUAUCGGCCUAAAAUAAAUAGAGGGGCAUCUGUAAAAGAGGAUGUUUAUAAUUUUGAGGAUAUUUUGCCUUCUAAAAUUUUGGAUUCUAUGGAUGCAGAAGUUGAUCAUGUAAUGAAAAAUUUGGAAUCUAUAGAAGACUUAAAGUUCAGACCUUUUGUAGCAUAUUGCUUGCAAAAAUUGAGGGAGUUAAAAAUAUCCGACGAAAAAAGAAAGGAUAAAAUAAAAAUUUUGACGUAUAUUCAUUAUUUGCUGCAUUUUUUCUCGAUUCCAAUCAAGAAUUUGCCAAAAAAGAUCUCAAUUUGUGAAAAUAAUAAGGACAUUAAUUUUCAUAUUUUGGACAAUUUUUCCAGCGUUUCUAUGCAAAAAAGACAUAGAUCAUUGUCAAUGAAAACUAAGGCUGUUUGCUAUGCUUUAGUUUUGACACUUUUUGCAAUGGACUAUGAAGUAAACAUUGAAGAAUUAUCAAAGGACAUCAAAAUGGGCAUAAAAAAAAUCCAAGAAAUCGGAAGGGUUUUAGCUUUAUCGCAAGGCAAAGACAAAAAUUAUCUGACCUUAAAAUUACCUUUACCUGCUGUUGUACAAAUGUCUGCUAAAAGAAAGAGAAAAUAAAG
Messenger RNA from Brassicogethes aeneus, 1188 nucleotides. Lineage: Eukaryota; Metazoa; Arthropoda; Insecta; Coleoptera; Nitidulidae. The record is from the annotation of a GenBank genome assembly.